AUGGCUGCCCUUAUUCAGGAUGCUCCUACCUUAGUGCUUGCUGAAGACCCCUCCACGCAAGAGACCCAAACUCUGGUGGUGGAGACUCAGGAGCAGCAGGCCAAUGGUGCUUCCCAGGCAGAGCCACAGGCCGAUGGUGCUUCCCAGGCAGAAGAGCCGCAGGCCGAUGGUGCUUCCCACGCAGAGCCGCAGGCCGAUGGUGCUUCCCAGGCAGGUGCUUCCUCGGCUUUGCAGACAAAUCUAGCAUCUACAUCUACUGGUGGUGAUGGAGACGAGCAAGGUGUGCGAGAUGUGCAAAAGGCCAUCGUCAACUUUGCUUCCUACCACAAGCUGGAUGUGUCGGCAGUGACGAAGAAGCAGGUGAUCGAAUCUACCGAAGGCAUCAUGUUCUGGGCUACGCAAAAGGAAGAUCUUUCGGCACGUGGCUCGCAUGCUCAGCAGAUGAAGCGAGCCAUGAAGUGGCGACCAGACAUGAGUGCCGCUUACAUGGUACUCACCGAUGCGAUGAAGCUCGAGUUUCGACGUGCUUGGACGGCUACCAAGUCUUUCGACUUUAUGGUCACGACUCGUACCACCUCUACGUCUUUCAGAAAAAGACGUGAUGAAAUCGGAAAGUUUGUUACCAAGCUUCAGUUGGUCAACAUCCUCGGCGGCACCGAUCAACCUGAAGCAGUGAGGCAGGCGGAUCGCUACAUUGCUAUGUGCUCACGACCGGGCUUGAAGGACGAAAGCUUUCUCAACUUCGAGUUCUGCACCCUCCACAAUGAUUGGUUGGAUGCCAUGACCUAUUUUUUGGGUGGAGACGUUGAUUUCAUCGAGCAACGAGCAGCAGUGGUCAAGGUGUGCCAAGCACUACGUGCUUAUGCUCAUGCGAUGCGGAAGCCUCUUAACCAGGUCUCUGAAAAGGAUGUUGCCGAGACUACUUUGGGUAUCAAGGGCUAUGCCGAGCUCUACAAGACCAUGUCCCCCGAAGCCCAAGCAAAGUUCCCGAAGAACGAUGGCAGCAACAACGCAGCCUUCACCAAGACUGGACAGGAUGCUGUUGCAGCAGGUAAGAGAGCCAGGAAGCAGGCGGCUGAGGAAGCCGAUGGCAAUGGAAGUCCUGGCCCGGACGGCUCUGACACUCCGAAUCCGAAAACCAAAACCAAGAAGGACCAGAAAGGCCCUAAGAAAGAGAAGGAAGUGAAAGAGUUCCUGGCAAUGGAACAAAGCUCAGAUGUGGCCAUCGGCCGUGUGAUGGCUGAGAAAGCAAAAAACCCCGAUGGCUGGACUUGGGCUUCUGACCUGCUGGCCUCCUACAAGAACUUUCGCACUGAGGUUCUCAAGCUCUACUGCGACAACCCUGACUUCCAAUCGCUCAAGGUGGCAGCCCUCAGCCCCAAGGAGAGUGCAAAGAUCAAGAAGGAGCACGGCGACGGCUACGUGGGCAAGCUGGUGGAGUUUGUCACUGUCCUGGGGCCGCCGAUCGCCAAGAUGGCCGAGGCAGCCUUCCAAAUUGAGCAAAUGGCGAGUGCCAAACUUUUGGCCGCAGACGCUCUCAAGAGUGCCAGCAAGCCAAAGGCUAAGGCCAAGGGUAAGGGCAUCAAACGAACCGCUUCCACUAGGUCCCUGCCGUCUGUAGUGUAG
Molecule: messenger RNA, 1626 nt
Organism: Symbiodinium sp. CCMP2592
Lineage: Eukaryota; Dinophyceae; Suessiales; Symbiodiniaceae
Source: the annotation of a GenBank genome assembly